This is a messenger RNA of Talpa occidentalis (Iberian mole), 2654 nucleotides long. RefSeq names its product NDC1 transmembrane nucleoporin (gene NDC1). The record is from RefSeq and is a predicted model, not a curated record. Gene Ontology annotation, cellular component: nuclear pore transmembrane ring. Gene Ontology annotation, biological process: nuclear pore organization. NCBI's taxonomy places the organism in Eukaryota, Metazoa, Chordata, Mammalia, Eulipotyphla, Talpidae. Bases 12 to 2402 code for a protein of 796 amino acids. Gene Ontology annotation, molecular function: protein-macromolecule adaptor activity. The transcript has 18 exons.
CCACUCCCAGAAUGCAACGCUCUUCCUCUCCUCCUGGCCGCCGGAGGGCCACGGAGACUACAGUUCCCAGCAUGCAGCGCCGCCCCCAGUUUCUGGUGGCCCGCAGGACCCUGCUUCGGAGAGACCUUUUAGGUUCCAGAGAGCGGGUCCUGAGGUCCCAACUCUCUUUAGGGGACGUGUCUGCGGGGCGGUACUGGCAUGUUCGGCCAGUCCAGACGAAGACGCUAAGGGAUCGGCUGGGGCCUGGGCCGUACUUCGCUCAGGCAGCGUUUGGGGCAGCCCCAACGAGGUCCUUCUGGGGCCUUCCCGCCUUUGAACGGCGGUGGCGGGCGGGCCGGCAGCCUGCUGCACCGCUCAGAGUAGGGGCCGCCAUCACCAUGGCCACCGCUGCGAGUCGGCCCAGCGCGGGCGGGUCGCGGGACAUUCUGUGGCGCGUUUUGGGCUGGAGGAUAAUUUCAAGUAUUGUUUGGUCAGUGCUGCUUCUACCCAUCUGUACUACAGUAUUUAUAAUCUUCAGCAGCAUUGAUUUAUUUCAUCCUAUACAGUGGCUGUCAAAUUCUUUCAACGACUUAUAUAGUUCCUAUGUAAUCUUUUACCUCCUGCUGCUGUCAGUGGUAAUAGUAAUAAUAAGUAUUUUCAAUGUGGAAUUCUAUGCAGUUGUGCCUUCUAUUCCCUGCUCCAGACUGGCACUGAUAGGGAAGAUUAUUCAUCCUCAGCAGCUCAUGCACUCAUUUAUUCAUGCUGCAAUGGGAAUGAUGAUGGCUUGGUGUGCUGCAGUGAUAACCAAGGGCCGAUACAGUUUUCUCGUGGUACCUUGCACUGGUACUGAGAGUUUAGAUAACCCUGCUGCACCAACCUGCUUAAAUGAAUACCACCUUUUCUUCUUAUUGGCCGGAGCAUUUAUGGGCUAUAGCUAUAGUCUGCUGUAUUUUAUUAACAACAUGAACUAUCUUCCAUUUCCCAUCAUACAGCAGUACAAGUUCUUACGCUUUAGAAGAUCUCUGUUCUUACUAGUUAAACAUAGUUGUGUGGAAUCACUGUUCCUGGUUAGAAAUUUCUGCAUUGUAUAUUAUUUCCUUGGCCAUAUUCCUAAAGCUUGGAUUAGCACUGCCAUGGACCUUCAGAUAGAUGAGCAGUUUCAUAGACCCCUUGACACUGUGAGUGGCCUCUUGAAUCUCUCCUUACUCUACCAUAUUUGGCUGUGCGGUGUCUUUCUCCUGAUGACGUGGUACAUCUCAUGGAUACUCUUCAAAAUCUUUGCCACGGAGGCUCAUCUAUUCCCUGUUCAGCCACCAUUUGCAGAAGAGUCAGAUGAAUGUCUCCCUAAAGUUUUAAACAGCAAUCCUCCCCUCAUCAUAAAGUAUUUGGCCUUGCAGGACCUGAUGUUGCUUUCUCAAUAUUCUCCUUCAAGAAGGCAGGAAGUUUUUAGCCUUAGCCAACCAGGUGGACAUCCCCACAACUGGACUGCAAUUUCAAGGGAAUGUUUGAAUCUAUUAAAUGAUAUGACUCAGAAACUGGUUCUCUACCAAGAAACUGCUGCUACAAAUGGGAGAGUAAUGUCUUCAUCAUGUCCAGUAGAAACAAAGAAAUUAAAUUCUCCAGAAGAAACUGCUUUUCAGACCCCAAAAUCUAACCAGAUGCCUCGGCCUUCAGUGCCAUCAUUAGUUAAAACAUCGCUGUUUUCCUCAAAAUUAUCUACACCUGAUGUUGCAAGUCCCCUGGGAACUUCUUUUGGCUCUAGUGUAGUGAAUCGGAUGGCUGGAAUUUUUGAUGUAAACACCUGCUAUGGGUCACCUCAGAGUCCUCAGCUAGUAAGAAGAGGGCCAAGAUUAUGGACUUCUGUCUCUGAUCAGCAAGUGACUGAAUUUUCUAAUCCUCCAUUUACUACUAUUAGUGCUGAGGGUAAGACAGUGAAACAGCCAAGUGUGAUUUAUUCUUGGAUUCAGAAUAAACGUGAACAGAUUAAAAAUUUCUUGUCAAAACGUGUGCUGAUAAUGUAUUUUUUCAGUAAGCACCCAGAGGCAUCAAUUCAGGCUGUUUUUUCAGAUGCCCAAAUGCAUAUUUGGGCUUUAGAAGGUCUCUCUCACUUAGUAGCGGCAUCAUUUACAGAAGAUAGAUUUGGAGUUGUCCAGACUACAUUACCAGCCAUUCUUAACACUUUAUUGACGCUGCAAGAGGCAGUUGACAAGUAUUUCAAACUUCCUCAUGCUUCCAGUAAACCACCACGGAUUUCAGGAAGCCUUGUUGAUACUUCUUAUAAAACAUUAAGAUUUGCAUUUAGAGCAUCAUUAAAAACUGCCAUUUAUCGAAUAACUACUACAUUUGGUGAACAUCUGAAUGCUGUGCAAGCAUCUGCAGAACAUCAGAAAAGACUUCAACAGUUCUUGGAGUUCAAAGAAUAGUUAAGUAAUAUAAACUGUGUUCAUUACACUGCUGAUACAACUACAGAUGGGACAGUAAAUGUUCAGCAUUCUUGGAUCAGAAGAAAAUGGACUAAUUAGAUGCUUCCUUUGUCGUGGUGGUUGCUUUGAAAACUAUACUUUAAUGGGAGAAAUCAUGGAAAAUUCUCAAUAGAAUAACCGAAAACUGCCUUUUCUGUACUGGUUGCUUUUUUUGUGUGUGGUAUAAUAAAAUCUCUAUUCAGUUUUACAGAA